Molecule: messenger RNA, 1466 nt
Organism: Paramuricea clavata
Lineage: Eukaryota; Metazoa; Cnidaria; Anthozoa; Malacalcyonacea; Plexauridae
Source: the annotation of a GenBank genome assembly
GAUAUGAACAUGUAGUUCCAAGAAAGAAGGACAACAGGCCACAGCUGAAUGAAGAUGAGUUACUAAUGACCACAGUAUACUGGAGACAUAGCAACCAAAAAUAUUCUGAUUUCCGUCGUGCCACCACAACACUGAAGAAUCAUCAAGGACAGGAUAUUGAUCUGGGUUUGGUAGAGUUCUACUUCCUAAAUGAAGAGCACCCUGUGAGCCCUCACAAGCACAAGUGCACCGGGAAGCCAUUCAACCCAACAUCCACAUCCACCAAGCAGACGAUUAAAGAAGCAGUUAAGGGAAAGCAGGGACCAUCCACUAUAUUCUCAGAUAUUGUUAAUGGAGUGGGAGGCUCUCUGAAUUGUGAGUCUGUAUCAGAUAUCCCGAGGAAUAUAGAUCAAGUAAAACAGGCAAGAGCUAAAUUGAAUUUCAAACCAAAACAUGCUGAAUUUGUGUCACUGUUAGAUUUGGCACAAAGUUCUAUAUAUAUUAGAAACUUGCAGUGGACGCCAGUGCCAAGAGUUGUCUUCUCAUAUGACGAAGUUCUUGAAGAGAUAGUAAAUAAUUGCUGUAAAGUGAACAGUUCAUGUGUUUUAUCUAUUGAUACAACAUAUGGAAUAGGAAAUAAGUUUGUUACAACCACAACUUAUCCACAUGCAAUGUUAAUAGAUUGUGUUACCGGGAAACAUGCAAAUUUGCCAGGCCCUGCAAUGUUUCAUGUUUCAGAAAAAAAGGAAGACUUUGUGUAUUUUGGGCAAACACUGGUUCAACAAAACGAAAGUAUCGAAAACGUAAGGUUUAUAGGGUCAGAUCGUAGUUCAGCCUUAAAAGGCUUCAUGCAGCCCCUGAAGGGAGCAGUGCUUGUCCCAUGUACUAAACAUGUUAAGGACAAUAUCGAACGUCAGUUUAAAACAUUGGGAGUAAAUGAAAAAGACAAGAAAAGCAUUCUGUUUGACAUAUUUGGAAAUACAACCCUUUCCAGAAAAGGUUUAAUUGACAGCGAAUCUGUUGAUGACUUCGAUGCUAAGUUAGAGGUAUUAAGUACAAAAUGGGUUAGGUUAGACAAGGGUGUCGAUUUUUUAAACUACUUUCAGGUUAACAUUAGCGAUGAUAUGAAAGUAGGUAUGUUACCCUCGGUAAGGAGAGAAAUUGGUCUUAAUGACAACUUCUUUUAUAGUAAUGCGGAAGAGUGUUCUCAUUUCAAAUAUAAAUGUAAAAUUAGAGAACACAAGGCAUUAACUGCAACUGGCUAUGGCCGAAAUGUCAAUGUCUCAUGGCUAGAAGCCAUCAACGUUUACAAGAGCAUGGUAGAUCAGGUCAGAGAGAACAUUCGCCUUGCGGUCUUAGGAAUUGGACCCUAUAGUUUUGCACCUGAAGCUCAACAUCUUGUAGUAACUCAAAAAGAAUGGAGUAAAUUAAGCCCAGAGGAUCGUAGGAAGCAUUAUGCAAAAAUCCAUUUUCUAGAGGAAAUGUAA